AGUCAACCUGCUAAACAUUUAGCAAACUACCACCUACCAAUACUAAACAAAACCUGUGAGAGAGACAACCUACAACCAUGGCGUCUGUUUUAGAUGCUCUUUGGGAGGACAGAGACGUUAGAUUCGACAUAACAGCACAGCAGAUGAAAACCCGACCAGGAGAGGUGCUGAUUGAUUGCCUGGACUCAAUAGAGGACACGAAAGGCAACAACGGUGAUCGAGGACGGCUCUUGGUGACAAACCUGAGAAUCAUCUGGCAUUCAUUGGCCCUCCCUAGAGUCAAUUUGUCUGUUGGUUACAACUCCAUCAUCAACAUCACAACAAGGACAGCUAACUCAAAAUUGAGAGGCCAGACUGAAGCACUCUACAUCCUGACAAAGUCCAACAACACAAGAUUUGAGUUCAUUUUCACAAACGUGGUUCCGGGAAGUCCACGACUCUUUACUUCUGUCAUUGCUGUACACAGAGCCUAUGAGACCUCUAAAAUGUACAGGGACCUGAAAUUGCGAGCUGCUCUUAUUCAAAAUAAGCAGCUAAGACUUUUGCCCCGGGAGCAGGUGUAUGAUAAAAUUAAUGGAGUUUGGAAUUUAUCCAGUGAUCAGGGUAACCUUGGAACUUUUUUUAUCACCAACGUUCGGAUUGUGUGGCAUGCAAAUAUGAACGAGAGCUUCAACGUCAGCAUUCCUUACCUCCAGAUUUGGUCUAUCAGAAUUAGAGACUCCAAGUUUGGCCUGGCUCUGGUGAUCGAGAGUUCACGCCAGAGUGGAGGGUAUGUGCUGGGCUUUAAGAUAGACCCUGUGGAUAAGCUUCAGGAUGCACUUAAAGAAAUCAACUCAUUACAUAAGGUGUACUCUGCCAAUCCAAUCUUUGGAGUGGACUAUGAAAUGGAAGAAAAGCCGCAGCCUUUGGAAGAACUCACCGUGGAACAAGUCCCCGAUGAUGUGGAAAUUGAGCCUGAUGAGCAGACUGAUGCUUUCACUGCUUACUUUGCUGAUGGCAAUAAGCAACUAGACCGUGAGCCAGUUUUUUCUGACGAGCUGGGCCUUGCCGUUGAAAAGCUGAAGGAGGGCUUCACACUUCAAGGCCUGUGGGAAGUCAUGGGCUGAAAUAAG
Messenger RNA from Scomber japonicus (chub mackerel), 1112 nucleotides. RefSeq names its product Bardet-Biedl syndrome 5 (gene bbs5). The transcript is spliced from 12 exons. Bases 78 to 1106 code for a protein of 342 amino acids. Gene Ontology annotation, molecular function: phosphatidylinositol-3-phosphate binding. NCBI's taxonomy places the organism in Eukaryota, Metazoa, Chordata, Actinopteri, Scombriformes, Scombridae. Gene Ontology annotation, biological process: cilium assembly; intracellular transport. The record is from RefSeq and is a predicted model, not a curated record. Gene Ontology annotation, cellular component: ciliary basal body; BBSome.